Mauremys mutica (yellowpond turtle) is the source of this 2378-nucleotide messenger RNA. Its product is annotated as ecto-ADP-ribosyltransferase 5-like. Gene Ontology annotation, molecular function: NAD+ poly-ADP-ribosyltransferase activity; NAD+-protein-arginine ADP-ribosyltransferase activity. Lineage: Eukaryota; Metazoa; Chordata; Testudines; Geoemydidae. The record is from RefSeq and is a predicted model, not a curated record. The transcript has 3 exons. Bases 149 to 1135 code for a protein of 328 amino acids.
UAGCUGAGGGUCCGGAGUGCUGGAGACAGGCAGAGCCCCCAGCAUGAUCAGUCAGGAGAAGAUGAAGUCCCAAUGGAACUGAUGCAGAUUUUGGAUCCAGGCACCAGAGCACUUACUUGACUGUGGCUGCACAGGGGAUGUUGGAACAAUGCUGAGGCCUCUGCUGAUCCCCUUGACAUACUUCUGUCUUCAAACCUGGCUGGAAAUCCCUCAGGCACAAUGCCAGGUGGAGCUGAGCAUGAUGGAUGACGCUUUUGAUGACCAGUAUAUAGGAUGUGCUGAAAAAAUGGAUGGAAUUGCACCUAAACUGCUAGAGGAAGAAAAGUCCAUGUCCUCAAUGUUUAGCACAGUGUGGGAAAACUCAGGGGAAAAAUGGCAAAGUAUAAAACCUGAGCUUUCUCUCCCCAAAGACUUUAAAGAUGAGCAUGGAAGAGCCAUAGUAGCCUAUACUGAUAAUGACUUUCACAGUGAAUUGAAUAAGGCAGUGAGAGGGAAUGGGACAUCUCGAGCUCAUUACAUGGCCAAUUUCCAGUUCAAAGCCUUUCAUUAUUACUUGACAAGAGCUUUACAGCUCUUACGAGGGAGGUGUGAUGUGAUGUACAAAAGGACAGUGUACCAGGGGGUUAAUGUCAUUUUUCAGCACACGGGAUCAGGUCUCAUUAGGUUUGGAUACUUCGCCUCUUCGUCUUUUGAUAUAGAAGUAGCUAAGGAAUUUGCCACAGGCACAUUGUUCACCAUCCACACGUGCUUUGGUGUUGAGAUCAGGAAUUUCUCACACAUUCAGGAGGAGGAAGAAGUGUUAAUCCCAGUCCAUGAGAUAUUCAGUGUGUCCCAAGGACAAGGGAGUAACAGCUUUGACCUCCGGAGCACAAACCGGACCUGCAGCCAUUUUAACUGUGCAUACCUGGGCGGUGAGUACUGGGCUGAACACGAGAAAUAUUUGUUUGGGGCUAUUUGCUGUGGAGAAUUUGAAAACCCCACUUCAGGGAGAGCUGAUGAGAGGGACGCUGACAUGGGGACUUGCCACCAGGGCUGGGGGAGACCGACUGCCACGACUCUUGCUGCUAGAGAGGGCUUGGGCUGUGGUGGGUGGACACUGGGUCCCAAGCGCUCACUGAGGAAAGUAGGUGCCUAGACAUCAUGGCAAUGGGAGCACUAGAAAGACAGGUGAAGGCCCCAAACCACUGCAAGUCUUCAACACAUCCCUUACAGAGUCCACAAGAGCCCUGGCAGAGUAGCUGUGGCUCCUCAGACACGGCACAGCAAAUCCACAGGCUGUGGGAAAGGGAGCAGUGGGGUGGCCUCGUGUGCAGAUGGCACAUUAUUUGGGGCAGUCAGGACUAGGGACGACAGUGAGGAACUUCAGAGAGAUCUAAUCAAGUUGGGUGAAUGGGCAACUCAACAUCAGGUGGAAUUUACUGACACACAUUCCAGGUAACGCACAUUGCAAGGAAUAAUUUCACUGGAUCGUUAAUGAGCUGUGUAGCAAUGCAGGACUCACCACUGCGGCACCUCCUGCUGGUCUCUCGGGAAUUAGCUCUUCUCCAGCCGUCAGAGCGUUCUCUGCAGCCCACUGUUCCGCUGCCGCUUGGCCCCCGUGUCCCCCCCAGACUUGGUGCCCCGUUAUCUGGGGUGCUGCCCCCUGGCUAUACACCCCUCAGUCUUGGGGUCUCCCCUCCCCAGGGUUCCCCCACCCCCUGUCCUCACCUUGCCUCAGUCAUAGGCUACUGCCAGUCACCAAGUCACCCCUGCACCCUGAGGCAAACUGCAGUAUAAUCCACUCAUCACAGGCAAGGGGGUUUUGGACCUGCUGCAACCCAGUGCCUCUGUGGGGUCUUGGACAAGGUCCUGCAGCCUGGGGAGUUACCAGCCUGGAGCUCUCCAGCCCUGCCUCACUCUAGGCACACUGAGCUUCCCAGCAGCCAGGCCACUCUCUCUCUGAACUCAGAGAGAGACUGUCUGUGCUCCUGGCUCACAAGCUCUUAUAUAGGGUCAGCUGAGGCCUGAUUGGGGCAUGGCCCAGCUGCAGCUGCUUCCCCAAUCAGCCUAGAAGCUGCUCGCCCGCAACAGCCCUCUCCCAGGGCCGUCUUAAGCCUUUCAGCGCAGGAGCAGAUGACCACCCCACUACAAGCUGUAUCAACUCAGAAGGAAACCUGGCCAUCAUUGUGGAGAGUUCAGUGCAAAUCUCAGUGAAAAUCUCUGUUCAAUGUGCUGCAAAGUCUAUAAAGCAAACAAAACGUUACCAUGCUUUGGGAAUGAUGGGCUGGAGAAUAAUGUGGAGACAUAACUAAGGGUAGGUCUAUACUUACCGCGGGGUCGACGCGGAGAGUUCGACUUCUCGGAGUUCGAAAUAUCGCGUCUAAUCAAGACGCGAUAGU